Molecule: messenger RNA, 2373 nt
Organism: Tarenaya hassleriana
Lineage: Eukaryota; Viridiplantae; Streptophyta; Magnoliopsida; Brassicales; Cleomaceae
Product: probable glutamate carboxypeptidase 2
Exons: 9
Coding region: 66-2222 (718 amino acids)
Molecular function (GO): carboxypeptidase activity
Source: RefSeq, a predicted model, not a curated record
GACACAGUGGACAACCACUAACGCCAAAACAAUAUUACACACACUCUCUCUCUCUUCCCCGAGGAAUGUCACAGCCGCUCACCACCAGACCUGCCGCCGCCGCCGCCGCCGGAAUUUCCUUACUCCCUCCGAGACAGACGCCGUCUCUGUCGUCUCCGCCGCCGCUCUGCACCUUUCUCUUUGUCAUCAUCCUCUUUGUCGCCGCCUUCUACACUCUCCAUCACCCCGGCACCACUCCUAUCGCCACCCGAAAUCCCAAAAAUGCUCUCCGUCUCCGUCGCCUGUUCCUAUCUUCCGCCUCCAACUUGACCGUCGCCUCCUACCUCCGCUCCUUGACGCUUCACCCCCACCUCGCUGGGACAAAACCCUCCUCCGACACUCUCCGUUACGUGCAAACCCACUUCCAGAGCCUGGGUCUCGAAACCCAUGUCGCCAAGUACGAGGCUCUCCUCUCUUACCCUGUGCGUGCCUCGCUGUCGGCGCGUUUUAGCAAUGGGACGAUGGUGGAGAUGGACUUGUACGAGCCGGGUUUGUCCGAUUCCGGCGUUGUACGGCCUUACCACGCGUACUCGCCAUCAGGAUCGGCGCAGGGUAACGUGGUUUUCGUGAAUCACGGCGAUGAGAAGGACUAUCGUGCACUUGAGGAGAUCGGAGUGAACGUUACUGGAUGUGUGGUUUUAGCUCGGAAAGGUGGUUCUCUGGGCAGGGGAAGUAUCGUGAAGGUCGCGGAGAUGAAAGGCGCGGUGGCUGUGCUACUGUACGCCGAGAACGACGGCGGAGGAUUCGGCGGCGUCGAAAGAGGCACCGUCAUGAGAGGAAUCGGCGACCCGGUGAGUCCGGGUUUCGCCGGCGUCGGAGGAGGAGAGAGAUUGGGGUUGGAAGACAACCGGGUCGUGAAGAGAUUCCCGAAGAUUCCAUCGCUGCCGUUGUCUCUGCGAAAGGCGGAGGCCAUAUUGGCCUCACUCGGCGGCGCUGCGGCUCCGGAGGAGUGGCGAAACUCGGGUAGGGUCGGGUCCCGUCAAAGGAUCGGACCCGGAGCGACGGCGGUAAAUAUGACAUACGAGGGGGAGAUGAAGAUGGUGAAGAUUCAUAAUGUGUUUGCUACAAUAAGAGGGCGGGAAGAACCAGACAGGUUUGUGCUUCUUGGAAACCAUAGAGACGCCUGGACAUACGGAGCCAUUGAUCCAAACAGCGGGACAGCAGCUCUACUCGACAUUUCCCGUCGAUAUUCUCUGUUGCUUAAAACAGGUUGGAGACCUCGAAGAUCGAUUCUCCUCUGCAGUUGGGAUGCUGAAGAAUUUGGAAUGAUUGGAUCUACCGAAUGGGUCGAAGAAAACCUCCUGAACUUGCGUGCAAAUGCCGUGGCCUAUCUUAACGUAGAUUGCGCGGUCCAAGGCUCCGGGUUUUUUGCUGGCUCGACUCCUCAGUUAGACAGUGUUCUUGUAGACGUCUUGAAGCAGGUUCAGGACCCUGAUUCGGAAGGCAUGACAAUGUACGAGUCUUGGAUGGCCAGAAACAAUGUUAUUCAAAGGCUCGGAAGAGUGGAUUCUGAUUUCGCGCCCUUUCUGCAUCAUGCAGGGAUCCCAUCGAUCGACAUGUACUAUGGAGAAGACUUUCCCGUCUAUCACACGGCCUUCGACUCCUACGAUUGGAUGGUUCACCAUGUGGAUCCAUUGUUCCAUCGUCAUGUCGCCAUGGCCGGAAUUUGGGGACUUUUAGGGCUUAUCAUAGCCGACGAGCCGCUCAUACCGUUCGAUUACAUAUCCUACGCAGAUCAAUUAAAGUCGCAUAGGGAUGCUUUGAGCAAACUGUUAGAUAGGAUAAACUCCGUCAAUCCAUUAACCGACUCGAUACGAGAAUUUUGCACCGUCGCUAAACAAGUCAAGGACGAAGCAGAGAAAAUGAAGGGACGAUCAUAUAGCGAGGCUGAAGUUGCGUCAUCGGCGAUAAGACAAUUGAACGAUAAGUUGAUGCUUGCGGAAAGAGGUUUCUUGGAUGAAGACGGUAUCACGGGAAACGAGUGGUUCAAGCAUCUUGUGUACGGACCAUCAUCUGACCCUGAGAGCAAGCUGGGUUUCUUCCCGGGAAUAGCGGACGCCAUCGCCAUGGCUUCGAGACAACGAGACCGAGACACGGAGACAGAGGCGAUACAGCACGAGAUAUGGAGAGUGGCGAGAGCUAUUCAGAGAUCAGCAAAAGCUCUCAAAGGAGGCUUCACUUGACAACGUUCUCCUGCUUUGAUCAUUCAACUUAGAUGAAAAGAAUAGACAUUUGCCAUAAACUGAAAACCUCAGCCGUUGUUUGUUUCUAUACGUAUUACUACCCUUAGAUGUAUCUAUGUCUAGUAAAGGCAAUGAAUCUCAUUCCUCUUCA